GCCUCGCGGGCAUCGCGGGCAGCAGCGCCCUGACGAGCAGCAGCGGGAGGAGGCCGCAGAGGCGCCGCCGCCAUGCUGAGCGUGUUCCGCUCCAUCCCCACGCAGAUGGACUACAAGGGCCAAAAAUUAGCAGAACAGAUUUUUCAAGGAAUCAUUCUUGUAUCUGCAGUAAUUGGUUUUAUCUAUGGAUACAUCACUGAACAGUUUGGAUGGACUGUCUACAUAGUUAUGGCUGGAUUUGCUUUAUCAUGUUUGCUGACGCUCCCUCCGUGGCCCAUGUACCGCCGCAACCCCCUCAAGUGGCUGCCUGUGCAGGAGUCGGGCACGGAAGACAAGAAGGCAGCAGACAGAAAGCCAAAGAGACACGCCAAAAGCUAAAAAUUACGGUUCUUCACACUGUUACUUUGUUAAAUUUUGUUAAAUGAAUUUCCACUGGGAGAUAC
This is a messenger RNA of Manacus vitellinus (golden-collared manakin), 443 nucleotides long. RefSeq names its product signal peptidase complex subunit 1 (gene SPCS1). The coding region runs from base 73 to 378 and encodes 101 amino acids. Gene Ontology annotation, biological process: protein targeting to ER. The record is from RefSeq and is a predicted model, not a curated record. Gene Ontology annotation, cellular component: signal peptidase complex; endoplasmic reticulum membrane. The transcript has 4 exons. Lineage: Eukaryota; Metazoa; Chordata; Aves; Passeriformes; Pipridae.